Messenger RNA from Oxyura jamaicensis (ruddy duck), 1029 nucleotides. It is a transcript of the gene ARPC5L, whose product is annotated as actin related protein 2/3 complex subunit 5 like. Gene Ontology annotation, molecular function: actin filament binding. Lineage: Eukaryota; Metazoa; Chordata; Aves; Anseriformes; Anatidae. Gene Ontology annotation, biological process: regulation of actin filament polymerization; cell migration; Arp2/3 complex-mediated actin nucleation. Gene Ontology annotation, cellular component: Arp2/3 protein complex; actin cytoskeleton; cytoplasm. The coding region runs from base 48 to 500 and encodes 150 amino acids. The record is from RefSeq and is a predicted model, not a curated record. The transcript has 4 exons.
UCCGGCGGGCGGUUCCGGUUCCGGCGGGCCCCGGUUCCGGUUCCGGCAUGGCGCGGAGCACGCUCUCGUCGCGCUUCCGCCGGCUGGACGUGGAGCGCUUCGACGGGAGCCGCUUCGAGGACGACCCCGAGGAGGCGCCGCCGGCGGAGCCCGAGCCCGGCCCCGAGGCCGAGGCGCUGCUGCGGCGGGGGGACGCGCUGCGGGCCCUGCACGCCGCCCUGCGCAGCGCCCCGCGCCUCGCCGCCAGCCCGGACACCAAGGAGCAGGCCCAGGGAACCAUGCUUAAAGUCCUCACGUCUUUUAAAAGCAGUGAGAUAGAACAAGCGGUGAACUCCUUAGACGGAAAUGGCAUUGAUUUGUUAAUGAAGUAUAUUUAUAAAGGAUUUGAAAAGCCAACAGAAAAUAGCAGUGCAAUAUUACUUCAAUGGCACGAAAAGGCAUUAGCAGCAGGCGGACUAGGUGCCAUAGUAAGAGUUCUUACAGCAAGAAAGACUGUUUAAAGACUAUUAACGAACCAAGAUGACGAUCAGUUUUGGACCCAGAAGAAGGAAUUAGCUGAAACAACACCAGUCCAUCCUUACUAGAGAUUGCAAUCUACUGAACUACUGCAGGAACCUCCUUGUGGAAUGCUUUUAACCUUAAAGGUGGGGAAAGAGCAAAGGUAUUCCUGUAUAUUCUGACUACCAAAUACAGGAGCCAUUCUCCUGCUCCCUUUAAAAGGCAGAGAGAAGGCAACCUCCUGCCUCCUGUCACUGUAGGUGAACCGGUGUUCUCAGAUGCUGCUUAAUCUAACUGUGGUGUUAGCAGAUCCUGGCUGUACUGCUUAUUUAAGAGGGCCUUAGCGGAUGCAAGAUUCUGACAGCUUAUGAAUGGGAGAAGUGUUUAUUAGAAAGGUGGUUUUGUGUGUAUACACACAUACAUGUGUGUGCACGUACAUACACGUGUAUAUGGUCAAAGGCCUAGUUGGGCUAUGGGGCUGGUUUCAUUGUAAAGUGCCUGCUGCGUUAAUAAAGUUCUUGGAUCAUACAA